AUGAGUCUCUGCGCCAACAUCAAGUUCCACGGCUACUUGAUCGUCGUGUUCUCCACGCUGCUCACCACGACGAUCCUUGUUAGUUCGGCCAUUUUGAAGCUCGUUUAUCAUAGUAACCGGGAUAAUGGCAGUGUACCGGAGGACUUGCAGGAUUUGAUGGAUUAUGGGUGGCUCGACUUUACCGGAGACAGCGUGCAGCUCGUCUCGAUCGGUGUCCUCUUCUAUGGCAUUCGGAAGGAGAAUCGCUUCUGUCUCAUCCCGUUUCUGCUGUCGAUCGUGUUCGAUUGGGUGGCGUAUGUGGUGGCCCACACACGUGAUCACACCACACUGCCGUAUCAGGUCUGGCUCGUUACCACCGUCCUGUUUUUCUACGUGUUCGUCACACUUAUCGGGCUGUACAAGCUGUUCCAAAUCAAGGCAAAGGCAGGAUCGGUCAACGGAACGGAGGAGGAAUUCAGCAAAACCUUCUGCCUCUAGGUGCGCC
Molecule: messenger RNA, 484 nt
Organism: Anopheles aquasalis
Lineage: Eukaryota; Metazoa; Arthropoda; Insecta; Diptera; Culicidae
Source: RefSeq, a predicted model, not a curated record